Amoebophrya sp. A25 is the source of this 3642-nucleotide messenger RNA. The record is from the annotation of a GenBank genome assembly. Lineage: Eukaryota; Dinophyceae; Syndiniales; Amoebophryaceae.
UGAAAACGUACGAAUCAGUCGGACAAAAAAAAUUGAAAAAUUGGAAUCGAAAUUUUUAGAAGUUGAAAAGCAGCGGGAAAAGCAAAAGGCCAUUGUUGCGUCGUCUACAGCCUGAGGGAUGAUAAGCACAUCCACAUACCUCCAGACGAGAGAUUCUACAAUGAAAACAAUUUACGCCAGCAGUUUUCAGGUCAAUCAUGCAGAUACUUAUUUUGAUAGUUGAAGAAAUACUAAUCUUCAGUACGAGUUGUGGUAGAUGUAUACUCCUGUAGUGCAGCUGGAAUUGCAUCAGUUGUAGAAGGUAGGAGUUCAGUUCUAUCCACAGCCAAAUUGUUGAAGGGCGCAAGCCCAUAAUUUUUGAAACAUGGCAGUGUCGAUUUCGUUCAAGGUGUCUGGCGGUGACACCUUUUCGUUGGACCUUGAGACCACACUUACGGUGGGAGAGGUAUUCUUAUGACUUCCUGCUCUUAUCAUGAAGACCCGUUGGACCUUGAAACCACGGUUACAGGAGGAGAGUCGGUCGAUGACAAUGAGGCAGUAUCUUUCCAGCCAACCCAGCAAACCUCUCGACACCUAGAAAACAAAAGCUACUUCUAGUACCCCGAACCCAGCAAUAUUAUCAUAAUAAAGUAGUGUACAGCACGUACACUGUACAGCGAAACUGUCGCAACUACUACUAAAAAACUAAUGAUGUUGCGACCACUACCACCACUAUUUAGGUAAAAGCGAAAUGUGCAGAGAAGACAUCGAUUGCUGCGGAGGGAAUGAAACUUAUCUACAAGGGAAGGAUAUUAAAGGACAAGGAUACCUUAGGCGACCACUCAGUAGAGAACGGACAUACAAUGCACAUUGUGAAGGGGGCUAGCGCUGCUAAUGCGCCAGCUCCAGCACCAGCGGCAACAGCAGGUGGAAAAAUUGUUAGUAUUUAAAGACAGAGGUCAGAUGCAUGCAUCUUAGUGCAGUCGUAACGCAUAGUGAUUUUUUUUGCUGCAUAGAAGGUUGUUCCAAAGCAGGUAGAUGACAUCCAGGAAGAGAUGAAGAGUGACUGAACAACCACAAACACUGGUUUAACAGGUACCACAACACCCGCAUCACCAAGCGUACCAGCUGCAGGCGGCAAUCCACUUGCUGCAGGAAUAGGAGGCGCAGCAGCAGGAGGUGCCGAUCCAAUGGCCCAGCUUAUGGGUCUUAUGGUACUGUUGAUUAUGGUUAUUACAAUUUCAUACUCUUGUAUUAACAUGUUUUGGUUUAUUCCCUCAGAACUAGAAGUAUGCGAUAUACAACAACUCAAUCCAUCAUCUUCUUUGGAUCAUCAUCUCUCUUGUUGAUCUUGUCCCGAACCUCCUUAGGGCGGUGCCGGUGGCGGUAUGCCCGGUGCUGCUGGAGGUAUGCCCGGAGCUGGAGGUAUGCCAGGUGGAUUUCCAGGUAUGGGCAUGGGAGGACCACCGAAUGCCGCAGCAGCCGCACAAAUGAUGCAGAAUCCCAUGGUUCAGCAAAUGAUGCAGCAGAUGGCACAGAACCCAGAAAUGAUGCAACAAAUGAUCAACAGCAAUCCAAUGUUACGGUGGUGGAGGAUGAAAAUUUACAUAAGAUUUGUAGGAAGCAUGUUGACCACCACGUUUAUUAGUGUCGAAGAUGUCCCGAACUACUUACAACAAAAGAUUUCCUUUUUUCUAGAUAUUUCCUCCACCUCUUCUUCCCCUUCUAAUCCUGCUCCAGCAGACCUCCCCUUCCAUCUUCCCCUUCUAAUUCCUCUCCAGCAGAUGGCUGCUCGAGACCCGAUGAUGCAGCAGGUGCUGUCAAAUCCACAGAUGAUGCAGCACGCGAUGACGAUGAUGUCGAAUCCACAAGCGAUGCAGCAGCUGAUGCAAUUGCAACAGGCAGUGGGAAACAUGCCUGGAGCAGGUGGAAUGCCAGGAGGCAUGGGCGGACCAGGUGGAAUGCCUGGAGGCAUGGCUGCCCUCGGAGGAGGAAUGCCAGCCCUAGGAGGAGGAGGAAUGCCAGGUACAACUGAAUAGUACUCCUAUGGACUUUAUUUAACUCCUGUGGACGAUAGCGAUAGGACUCCUGUGGCUAGAUAAGAACUCCUAAGUAUGCACUUGGAUCCAGAACAAUAAGUUUAUAAGUAGUUUGCUGGACUCAUUUUCUAUGUGCAACCGGAACUAAUCCUCUAGGAGCAACACCUGGAGCACCAGGUGCAGGAGGUCCAGACAUGGCAGCUAUGAUGCAGAUGCUUGGAGGCGGAGGUAGAACUAGAAUUUGUUGCAAGUAACUUUGUUACUUUGUUGAAACAACUUUGUUGCUAACUCGAGCCUGUUUCGUCCCGGACGGCGCGGCUUGGCCGGAGAGCCGCGGACCUUGAACCUUGAAACAACCUUUUCACUUCAUCAACAAGAGCAAUAGCUUUCUUUUUGACUUCCUCAACAAACUGAAAAGCACACAUGAUUACCAGGUAACGCACUAGACUAAGACACCUACGAUCUAGAAAAUUUCCUUAUUCUCUUCUCUAUAUUAUUGCCAGGUGGUUUGCCGGGAGGUUUGCCCGCCGCCGGUGCAGCGGCCACAGGGCCACCAGAAGAGCGAUUUGCAUCUCAAUUAGUUACGAGUAACUAAUGUCAAGCCGUCUCCUACACAGAACAGAAACUGUCUCUUUCAGCUGUCUUCAGGUAAGCACUUGAAAAAAGCACCUGAAAGGAAAAGAUUUUCUAAGAGAUGGGCUCUCCUUGUUCCUGCCUCUCUAAGCUAGAGCAAUUGCAAAACAUGGGCUUCCCGGAUAGGGCUAGCAACAUCCAGGCUCUAGUCCAAGCAAACGGCGAUGUGAACCAAGCUAUUAACUUCUUGCUUGGAGGCUGAACUGAGGAGGUGAUGAAGAUGUCUUCAGUUCGGGGACUCAUAGAUGACAUUAAUAUUAUGGCUUCCCCUAAUCCAUCUUCGGAAGCAUCGUAGAGACCUUUUCAAGGGGAAAACAGUCUCAGGAUGGACUUGAAGAUGGAUUAGGGUGAGCGCUAAUAAUAAAUAUGAUUCACUCUCCCUUUGCCUUUCCGGAUCGAUUUACUUCCUUGAAUAAACAAACUAUGAUUGCUCGCACCCACAGAUUACUGAGCGUAGUGGAUGAAAGUGUCGACGGGACUUCCAUUUUUUUGAUUUCAUUGAAAGUAAGCGACUAACACUAAGGUGACUAUGGUGACUAUGAUACAACAUUCUCAUUUUGAUCAACAGAAAACAAUGUGCAUAACAAAUGCAUGAAGAAGGGGAAGAAGAACACACAAUAGGCAUCACUGAGAAGACCAAGCAGCAUAAGUCAAGGGGAAUUAUAUACGACAACGACACAAUCGAGGACAGACUGAUAGGUCCUUUUCAAGCUUGGCCUACUUUUUGGAAGACGCAAACUGAUGUCGGCAGAUGUUAAGCUAUUAUCGAAUUAGAAUCGUCAAAUAUUCCACAUCUUCAACAAUUUUUUUCAUACGGAAGCAAGUAGGAGGACAGCCUCGAGGUCGCAUUCUCCUUAGGGCUCCUCUUCCAGACAAUGAAUGCUGGAACGUUUAUCCAGUGGAAAUGAUACAACUACAACAAGGGAAAAGAGAACAAAACAAAGAUUUCAAAAAUGACACCACGCCUAAAGCUAGAGUCGAUAUAUUGCAC